Punctularia strigosozonata HHB-11173 SS5 is the source of this 785-nucleotide messenger RNA. RefSeq names its product orotate phosphoribosyltransferase. The record is from RefSeq and is a predicted model, not a curated record. The transcript is spliced from 2 exons. Gene Ontology annotation, biological process: pyrimidine nucleotide biosynthetic process; pyrimidine ribonucleoside biosynthetic process; 'de novo' pyrimidine nucleobase biosynthetic process. Gene Ontology annotation, molecular function: orotate phosphoribosyltransferase activity. Gene Ontology annotation, cellular component: cytoplasm. The coding region runs from base 12 to 698 and encodes 228 amino acids. Lineage: Eukaryota; Fungi; Basidiomycota; Agaricomycetes; Corticiales; Punctulariaceae.
CGACCCACGAUAUGCAAAAGUAUCGGGAUGAACUCAUCGAGCAGAGCAUGGUCGUCGGCGCGCUCAAGUUCGGCUCAUUCGUGCUGAAAUCCGGCCGAGUGUCGCCUUACUUCUUCAACGCCGGGUUGAUGAACACCGGGCCGAUCCUCUCCACUCUCGCCUCCGCCUACGCCGCCACCAUCGCCGACGCCUUACGAGGCGAAUCAGACCCUUCUGUCCCUCCGCUGCCCGAGUUCGACGUGCUUUUCGGCCCGGCAUACAAGGGAAUUCCGUUCGGCGCAUGCACCGCGCUAGUCCUUCAUCGCGACUUUGCGAUCGACAUUGGCUUCGCGCACGACCGUAAGGAAGCGAAGGAUCACGGCGAAGGCGGAAUGCUCGUUGGCGCGCCCAUUAAGGGCAAGCGCGUGCUUAUCCUUGACGACGUCAUGACUGCCGGCACUGCCGUGCGAGGCGCAAUCAAGAUAGUGAAAGACGGAGGGGGCGAGGUCGUCGGUGUUGUGCAGUGUUUUGAUAGGGAGGAGGUGGGCAAGGAUGGCGGCAGCACGAUCAGGGAGAUCGAGGAAGAGCUCGGGGGGCCAGGGCGCGUGCGGGUGAUAUUCAGGAUGAGGGAUAUGGUGGAUUGGUUGAAGCGGCAUGGGCGGACGGAGAAGAUGCAAAGUUUGAUGGAGUAUUGGGACAAAUAUGGGUUCAAGGGCUGAUUGCUGGUGAAUUUCGGCCAUGUGCAUCGUUGACUCACACAUCGCUACAUGCCUUAGUAGAUGCAUAUUAUCAGGAAAAGUUGGUAC